UCCACAAAUUAUAAGUAAUUCCAUCUACAAAACUCUCAGGCUUAACGCAGCUUAGAGCGCAAAUACAAAAUGGCACAAAUGGAUAUGGAAUUGAAGAAGGCCUUCACUGAAAUGCAAAUAAAUAAAUUGGAAACAACGAAAAAAAUAAGCAUGAUUGACAUGAAAUGCGACAUGGUAAAGACAGGCAAACAAAAAUAUUCGCUAACAGAGAAAAGCACCAGCAAUCUAACAGACGACACCAGGGUCUACAUGUCGGUGGGUCGCAUGUUUCUGUUAACUGAUUUGGACAGUAUGCGCGGUGAGCUGAAGACCAAGCAGGAUAAAUGUGAUAAGGCCAUUGAAUUGCUCGAAAAGAAAAAGGAAUUUUUGCAAAAGUCGCUUAAAGAUCAGGAGGAUGGACUACGUGAGCUGGUGCAGCAGCGCAAGGAGGCGGACGCACCAACCAAAUAAAAAACACAAACACACUCACAAUUUCAAUUUUUACAGUCCAUGAUCAAGCAUGUGUUAUUUAUUUACAAUAUAAUGGUCAAAAUUAAAGUUAGCAUAACUAACAAA
Messenger RNA from Drosophila hydei, 555 nucleotides. It is a transcript of the gene Pfdn1, whose product is annotated as prefoldin subunit 1. Lineage: Eukaryota; Metazoa; Arthropoda; Insecta; Diptera; Drosophilidae. The record is from RefSeq and is a predicted model, not a curated record. The coding region runs from base 70 to 450 and encodes 126 amino acids. Gene Ontology annotation, molecular function: protein folding chaperone. The transcript is spliced from 4 exons. Gene Ontology annotation, biological process: protein folding. Gene Ontology annotation, cellular component: cytoplasm; prefoldin complex.